Schistosoma haematobium is the source of this 1442-nucleotide messenger RNA. Its product is annotated as 40S ribosomal protein. Gene Ontology annotation, molecular function: structural constituent of ribosome; RNA binding. The record is from RefSeq and is a predicted model, not a curated record. Gene Ontology annotation, biological process: translation. Lineage: Eukaryota; Metazoa; Platyhelminthes; Trematoda; Strigeidida; Schistosomatidae. Bases 275 to 1060 code for a protein of 261 amino acids. Gene Ontology annotation, cellular component: cytosolic small ribosomal subunit; ribosome. The transcript is spliced from 3 exons.
GUCCCCACUAGACGCUACAAAAUCCUGGAACCGUACAUUAACAUAUUGACGAAAAAUUCAGAAAAGCAAACUAACAUAUUCGCGCUUGUUGAAAAAAUGUACAUUCAAGUAUUUUUGAUUCUUUUCUUCCUGUUUAUGCUCUCUGAGCAAUUAAAAUAUACUACUACUGUGCAAAGUCUGAUUCAAUGCAUUUUGUUUUAUGUUGCAUUCUGGAUUGGAGACCUCUGACGCGCGCACUUUUCAAGAGCUUCGAGCGUGGGGAUCGCACUAUUAGAUGGAAUCGUCUGGUGGAGGUCGCGGUGGUUUUCGUGGUUCGUUUGGAGCUAGAGGAAGGGGACGUGGACGAGGGCGUGGUCGUGGAAGAGGUCGUGGUCGUGGAGUUGCAACAAAAGAAUGGAAGCCUGUUACCCAGUUGGGACGUCUGGUAUUCGACAGGAAAAUCACUACAUUAGAAGAAAUUUACAUGUUCAGUCUCCCAAUUAAGGAGUGUGAAAUUGUAGAUACCAUAUUGGGUUCAAGUUUAAAAGAUGAAGUCCUCAAAAUCAUGCCAGUUCAAAAGCAGACUUGUGCUGGUCAGAGAACCCGUUUUAAAGCAAUUGUUGCAAUGGGUGACCAUAACUGUCACGUUGGGCUAGGAGUUAAAUGUGCUAAGGAGGUCGCUACAGCUAUUAGAGGUGCUAUUAUUCAGGCGAAGCUGUCAAUAAUUCCUGUAAGGAAAGGGUACUGGGGUAAUCAGAUUGGAAAACCACACACUGUUCCAUGUAAAGUGACUGGGAAAUGUGGUUCUGUGUCAGUACGUUUGAUCCCAGCCCCUCGUGGGACAGGUAUUGUCGGUGCUCCAGUUCCCAAAAAACUCCUUCAAAUGGCUGGUAUCGAUGAUGUGUACACAAGUGCUCGGGGUCAGACCUCAACUUUGGGAAAUUUUGCUAAAGCAACGUACGCAGCCAUACGAGCUACCUAUGAGUAUCUAACACCUGAUUUGUGGGACGUGGUUCCAAAAACAAAACACAUAUUUGUUGAAUAUGCUGGAUAUCUUAACAAAAUUGCUAAAGAAGUUUGAAUGAUAAUAUAUGUUGGUGGAUAUUAAUUUGUUCUGUUAAUGACUAUGUAUCUAACAGUUAAUUGGCUUCAUCAAAUCAUGGUGAAAUUCGUCUAUACAGUAGUUAUGUAGUCGUUCAUAAGAAGUGAACUACGAAGGAAACAUUGGUAUGUUUAACCACUAUAGUUUUGUACUGAUAGGAAUAAUAUAAUUAUUUGACGCAUAAACUCAUGUUUUUCACGUGUUUAUGAAAUUGCUUAGAUAGUCAUUUGUAGGAGAAAUAAAUCAAUCUAUAUAUUUUCAAAACAAGCUUACAAAUCAUUUUAGGUUGGCACCGUAGAUGACCAGUUCAUGUCUCUAAAUUCAGUUCAUGGGCUUACUUAUCAUUGUAGUUAAAAAGGUA